AAAGGCUAGGCACUUCGAACUUCAAGUAUAUAUAUACACAGAUAUACUGAAAUCUUCCCACGUUGCAGUUAUCUUAAGCAUCUCUUAAAUUUAUUGUGAGAUAGCUCUGUCUCUGCUUCCCCCUAAACUCCUCAGGUAAAUUAUCGACAAAAUGACAGUUUCUCAGCUGAUGGGAGGACCCUCAUACGGGAUUACUGGUAGUAGUUUUGAAAGAAGAGCAAUAAAGAAACUCGGCAAGCCUUUUGUAGGAAAAGGUGCCGCAAAAGCUCAUCAGACAUUUCGUUUUGCGGGGACAAACAGAGGAGGUUUUAGCUUCAACAAUGUCAUUAAGUGUUGUGGAUCAAUCAGCAGUCAAGAUACUUCAGAUUUUAUUCGAAUCAGCCCUAGUGUUGGGGAAUUCGCAUCUAACAGUGGAGCAGAACUCAGCAAGGAAAAGUUUGAGUCAAGGGUGGCCCUGGCUAACAGUCAAUCCCCUUCACAGAAUGUCAAAAUGGAUCUUAUAAUGCUUUCUUUACCUGCAAUUGCUGGACAAGCAAUUGAGCCCUUAGCACAAUUGAUGGAAACAGCUUAUAUUGGUAAACUGGGUGCCUUGGAGUUGGCAUCUGCAGGAAUUUCUGUAUCGAUAUUCAACAUCCUCUCAAAAGUAUUUAAUAUUCCUCUUCUCAAUAUUGCAACAUCUUUUGUGGCUGAAGAUAUCUCAAAGAAUGCGAAGGAGUCUGCUUCAGAUUGUAGCUUUACGAAGGCAAAGGACAAUGAUAAAAAGUUUCUUCCUUCUGUCUCUACUGCCUUAGUUUUAGCAUUUGCAAUUGGUGUCUCUGAGGCCCUAGCGAUGUAUUUUGGAUCUGGAGUGUUUCUUAACAUGAUGGGAAUAUCAUCUGCUUCAUCCAUGCAUGUUCCAGCACAACAAUUUCUGUGUCUUAGAGCAAUCGGUGCUCCUGCAGUGGUAGUUUAUCUAGCCAUUCAGGGCAUAUUCCGUGGUUUUAAGGAUACAAGGACUCCUGUAUUAUGUUUAGGAUUGGGAAAUUUUGCGGCUGUAUUAAUGUUCCCUAUACUUAUGAACUAUUGUCAGUUGGGUGCAACUGGUGCAGCCAUUUCAACUGUUAUUUCUCAAUACAUUGUUGCUUUCUUGAUGAUUUGGUAUCUUAACAAAAGGACUGUUUUAUUGGUACCCAACAUGAAAAUUUUGCACUUUGCUGACUACCUAAAAUCUGGCGGUUUUCUUCUGGGAAGAACUCUUGCUUGUGUCUUGACCAUAACUUUGAGCACAUCAAUGGCUGCUCGUCAAGGAGCUAUAGCUAUGGCGGCUCAUCAAAUAUGUUUACAAGUCUGGUUAUCUAUGUCCCUUCUUGCAGAUGCACAAGCUGCAUCUGGUCAGGCUCUCAUUGCAAGUUAUCUUGCUAAGGGACACUACAACACAGUGAAAGAGAUAACACAUUUCGCCUUAAAGACUGGAUUGUUCACUGGUGUUUGUCUAGCCCUGAUUUUUGGCACUUCUUUUAGUUACAUAGCCACAUGGUUCACCAAUGACUCACAAGUACUUGGAGUAAUCAGAUCCAUCAUACUAUUUCUCUGUGCCUGUGAGCCCAUCACUUGUCUGGCUUACAUUUUUGAUGGUUUGCAUUAUGGUGUUUCUGAUUUUUCAUACAUUGCCUUCACCACGAUGGUGAUAGCCGCAAUUUCUUGUGCAUUCUUGCUGUAUGCUCCUAAUGUCAUCGGUCUUUCGGGCGUUUGGAUCGGUUUGACCCUUUUCAUGGGCCUGCGUGUAAUUGCUGGAUAUAUGAGAUUAUAUUCAAAGAAUGGGCCCUGGUGGUUCUUACAGAAGGACGUGGCAUCAAAACUUGAGGUUGUCAUCUAACUUGGAAGGUGAUGAUGCAGCAGGCAGCUUUUAGAUGUUAAUUAAGCUGUCUUAUUUACCAGCAAAUAAGUAAAUUAAGUUUCAACUAUAUAAGAAUAUUGUCAUUUCCAUCGAUAAUAUUAUAUGUAAAAUAAUUUGUAUAAAUUUAUCAAUGUGAUAAUAUAUUUUUUAAAAUAA
Molecule: messenger RNA, 2032 nt
Organism: Mangifera indica (mango)
Lineage: Eukaryota; Viridiplantae; Streptophyta; Magnoliopsida; Sapindales; Anacardiaceae
Product: protein DETOXIFICATION 45, chloroplastic-like
Exons: 15
Coding region: 152-1855 (567 amino acids)
Biological process (GO): transmembrane transport
Cellular component (GO): membrane
Molecular function (GO): xenobiotic transmembrane transporter activity; antiporter activity
Source: RefSeq, a predicted model, not a curated record